This is a messenger RNA of Alternaria incomplexa, 957 nucleotides long. It is a transcript of the gene DRE2, whose product is annotated as electron carrier. NCBI's taxonomy places the organism in Eukaryota, Fungi, Ascomycota, Dothideomycetes, Pleosporales, Pleosporaceae. Gene Ontology annotation, molecular function: iron-sulfur cluster binding. The record is from RefSeq and is a predicted model, not a curated record. The coding region runs from base 1 to 957 and encodes 318 amino acids. The transcript is spliced from 2 exons. Gene Ontology annotation, cellular component: cytoplasm. Gene Ontology annotation, biological process: iron-sulfur cluster assembly.
AUGGCCCCGCGAUGCCUUCUGAUCGGCACGCCGUCGAUUGCGGCGCACCCAGAGCGACUUGACCAAGUUUACGAGAUCCACGAUCGCAACUCGACUGACCUGCAGAUGCUUGACCGUAUCGCCGCUGGUCUGGUCAAUCUCCCCGCAUCUACAUACGAUGUUGUUCUCCUCCUCGCCGACGCCGACGGUACCACGCGCGAAAGUCACAAGUUGCUGGCACGGGAUGUCAUGAACAAAGUAGUCGGCGCAUUGAAAGUGGGAGGUGUUCUUAAGAGCCAGGCAGGCCCCUUCCAAGGCGCAGAGAAGACAGAGGCUAUCCUGGCAGGACUCACGGAGACGGCCGACGGCAUGACCAAGCCCGAACAAGAGGAGCCGGUGUCGAUACCGCUGAAGUUCGGCAAGAAGGCAAAUGGCGCGAAUGGAACGAACGGAACAAAUGGCGCAAAUGGCACUGUCAACUCGGAUGGUUCAGUCCCGCUCAACCUUCGCAAGCGCAACCAGCCUGAGCCCGUCAAGCCAGCAGCAGGUGUGGGCUUCGUCGAUUUCAGCGAUGAUCUUGACGACCCGAUCAUCACAGGAGAAGAUGAUGACCUAAUUGACGAAGACGACCUCAUUACAGAGGCAGACAUGGCUCGUCCAGUUCUCCAACCACUCGAGUGCCAACCUAAGCCCGGCAAGCGACGACGCGCAUGUAAAGACUGCACCUGCGGCAUGAAGGAGAAACUCGAAGCCGAAGACGCCGCCAAACGUACUUCCGCCGAUAAAGCAUUGAACUCGCUCAAGUUGGAUGCCGACGACCUUGACGAGGUAGACUUUACAGUACAAGGAAAGGUUGGCAGCUGCGGAAACUGCGCACUGGGCGAUGCGUUCAGAUGUGACGGAUGCCCGUAUAUUGGUCUACCAGCGUUCAAGCCUGGUGAGGAAGUACGGUUGCUGAACAACGACAUUCAGUUGUAG